Molecule: messenger RNA, 1089 nt
Organism: Lycium ferocissimum
Lineage: Eukaryota; Viridiplantae; Streptophyta; Magnoliopsida; Solanales; Solanaceae
Exons: 3
Coding region: 1-1089 (362 amino acids)
Molecular function (GO): zinc ion binding
Source: RefSeq, a predicted model, not a curated record
AUGUCUUUGGAGUUGCAAAAAAAUUUGGAUCAUAUGGAGAAGUUAGGUGAUGGAAUAAAUGGAGAUUUGUUGUAUUACAACAUAGAUAGGUGGUCCAAGGUCUACUUUAAAUACCUCAGCUGUUGUGAUAGUGUUGACAACAACAUGGCCGAGAGUUUUAAUUCCUGGAUUUUGGGGCCAAGGCACAAGACCAUUAUCACAAUGCUUGAGGAAAUUAGAGUCAAAAUGAUGAGAAGGGUAGGACAACUAAGAGAGUUUUCUGAGACUUGGAUAACAAACAUCAGCCCAAUGGCUUUGAAGGUAUUGCAAGAGAACACAUCAAAGUCAAUGAAGUGUACUCUUGAAUGGAAUGGUGAAUAUGGCUUUGAGGUCAAGGACAGCUGGGGUAAUAAAUUCAUAGUAAAUCUGAACAGCAAUACUUGCACUUGUAGAUCUUGGAUGCUGAAAGGUAUUCCCUGCUGUCAUGCCAUAGCUGCACUUCAUUUCAGAAAAUUGGAACCUAUUGACUAUGUUGCACAUUGGUACACUAAGGACACUUACCUCAAAACAUACAACUCAUUCAUUCAACCUGUUACUAAUAUGGCAAUGUGGCCAAAGACAACCAAUCCUCCUGUCCUCCCACCUGAGAUUAAAAAGCUGCCAGGUAGGCCAAGGAAGUGUAGAAGAAAGGAGCAGACAGAAAACAAGACAGGGAAGCUGUCAAAAAGAGGUGUUGAGAUGACCUGCAGCUUGUGCCAUGCAAAGGGUCACAAUAAGAAGGGUUGUCCUAUGAAUCCACAAUCUGUGAGAGGCAGAGGAAGGGCAAGGGGGAGAGGGACAAGUACUAGUUCAACAAGGUCAAGUGUUGGUUCUUCUACGGUACCAAGUAAUUCCCAACCAAGUAGAGGAAGGGGAAGACCAAGAGGUUCUACCAAACAGGCCAUGGCUGCUGCAGCAUUUCAAUCUGGAAGGGGUACAGGACAGUCAUCUACAUCACAGGCUUCUGAUGCAAGUGGUCGAUUCUUGGAAGAGGGCACCCCUUUAAGAGGCCAAGAGUUGUGGGAAUGGGAGUACUUCAGACCCAAAGUGGUUUCAAAAUUGGCAAUGUAA